Messenger RNA from Pungitius pungitius (ninespine stickleback), 4427 nucleotides. It is a transcript of the gene atg9a, whose product is annotated as ATG9 autophagy related 9 homolog A (S. cerevisiae). The transcript is spliced from 20 exons. Gene Ontology annotation, biological process: autophagy of mitochondrion; nucleophagy; protein localization to phagophore assembly site. Bases 295 to 2853 code for a protein of 852 amino acids. Gene Ontology annotation, cellular component: autophagosome; phagophore assembly site. NCBI's taxonomy places the organism in Eukaryota, Metazoa, Chordata, Actinopteri, Perciformes, Gasterosteidae. The record is from RefSeq and is a predicted model, not a curated record.
UCCGUCAUCGUUGACAGACGACACGGCUAGCUGUUUCAAAAAUGAAACUGGCUCGUGUGUGACUCCUAUAUUUCAAAGGCAACCGAGAGGAAAACGAAAGCAAGACGGGUGUUAACUUGUUAAAACAAUACAAUUAAUUCCCGCGUUUGACUGUUAGGUCUGACACAGCGGAGGUGGAGGAAUCCAGCGCUAGUUAUGUUGAGUAAAUACCAGAUGUGGACGGGACGUACUGUACUGCAAUGGAGUCUGUAGCAGUGGGCUCAGCUACUUGGUGAGACUGAAGCAACUGUGACUAUGGCGCACUUUGACACAGAGUACCAGCGCCUGGAAGCGUCCUACAGCGACUCUCCCCCUGGAGAAGAGAACCCGCUGAUGCAUGUACCAGAGGGAGCCAAAUCCCAAUGGCACCAUAUAGAAAACCUGGACCUGUUUUUCCAGAGAGUUUAUAAUCUGCACCAGAAGAAUGGAUUCACCUGUAUGCUGCUGGGGGAGAUCUUUGAGCUUGUUCAACUGCUGUUUGUGGUUGGCUUCACGGUGUUCCUAGCUAACUGUGUGGACUAUGACAUACUCUUUGCCAACAAGUUUGUAAACCACACUGAUUCAUCUAAAGUCACGUUGCCUGAUGCCUUCCUCCCAGUGGAUGUGUGCAGUGCCCGUAUCCGAGAUAAUGCGUUUGUGAUCUUCGUGUUAAUCAUCUCUGGGGUGUUUUGGCUACAUCGCCUAAUCAAAUUCCUUUACAACGUCUGCUGCUACUGGGAGAUACGAGCCUUCUACAUUAAUGCACUCAAGAUGACCAUGUCAGAGCUUCCCUAUGCAACAUGGCAGGAGGUUCAGGCCAGGAUAGUGGAGAUCCAGAAGGAGCACCAGAUCUGUAUCCAUAAAAAGGAGCUGACGGAGCUCGACAUUUACCACCGCAUCCUCCGCUUUAAAAACUACAUGGUUGCCAUGGUGAAUAAAUCACUCCUUCCUGUGCGAUUUCGACUUCCUGGACUUGAGGAGUCUGUGUUCUACACCCGCGGUCUCAAAUACAACUUUGAGCUCAUCUUCUUUUGGGGGCCAGGCUCUCUGUUUGAGAACGAGUGGAGCCUUAAACCUGAGUACAAGAGAGGAGGUAACAGGCUUGAGCUGGCAAACAGGCUGGCCUCCCGUAUCCUCUGGAUUGGGAUCGCCAACCUGCUGCUGUGUCCCGUCAUUCUGGUGUGGCAGAUCCUUUACGCCUUCUUUAGUUAUACAGAGGUUAUCAAGCGAGAACCUGGUUCUCUGGGAGCGAGAUGCUGGUCUCUGUAUGGUCGAUGUUACCUGCGGCACUUUAAUGAGCUGGAUCAUGAGCUCAUGUCACGCCUCAGCAAAGGAUACAAGCCGGCAUCCAAGUAUAUGAACUGUUUCCUCUCACCACUGCUGACGGUGGUUGCCAAAAAUGUAGCGUUUUUUGCCGGGUCCCUUCUGGCUGUCCUCAUCGCCCUGACCAUCUAUGAUGAGGAUGUUCUCUCAGUGGAACAUGUUCUCUCAUCGAUCACACUGCUUGGAGUGUGUAUCACAGUCUGCAGAUCCUUUAUCCCUGAUAAGCACAUGGUUUUUUGCCCUGAGCAGCUGCUGAGGGUGAUCCUGGCUCAUAUCCACUACAUGCCUGACCACUGGCAGGGCAAUGCACAUAGAUAUGAGACUCGUGACCAGUUCUCGCAGCUCUUCCAGUACAAAGCAGUGUUCAUUCUAGAGGAGCUGAUAAGUCCAGUGGUGACUCCCAUCAUCCUGAUCUUCUGCCUGAGGAGGAAGUCCCUGGAGAUCAUUGAUUUCUUCAGGAACUUCACUGUGGAGGUAGUCGGGGUAGGAGACACAUGUUCGUUUGCCCAGAUGGACAUCAGGCAGCAUGGACACCCUGCGUGGAUGUCUGCGGGGAAGACAGAGGCGUCUAUCUAUCAACAGGCAGAGGACGGGAAGACAGAAUUGUCUCUGAUGCACUUUGCCAUCACCAACCCCCAGUGGCAGCCUCCACAGGAGACCACACACUUCAUCAGCCAAUUGAAGGAGCGAGUGCACAGAGAGGCCACAGGGGCCUCUUCUGACACACAUCCACUCUCCCUGUCCGAGUCUGAGCCAAGGAGCCUCGUUGCAAAUCUUUUGGUGGGUCCCUCCACACUGACGUCCAUUCAUUUUGGGCACGAUAGCUCUCUGACCAAUCAAGCAGGCCUGAGUGAUGGGGCAUCUGCCUUACGCUCCCUCUCCCCAAAUAGCGGUAGUCUUCACCUGAGAGGCAGCUUAAAUGCAGCUCACAGGGCUUCGGGGAACACGUCAACAAUGAGCAAAGCAAUGGCAGGCUCUGGAACGGAUGCCCGGACCGUGAGCUCAGGCAGCAGUGCAUGGGAGGGUCAACUCACCAGUUUGGUCCUGUCCGAGUACGCCUCCACUGAGAUGAGCAUCCAUGCUCUUUACAUGCAUGAGCUACACAAGCAGCAGUCCCAUGGCGAGCUAUCCCGUCACACAUGGCACAGACAGGACAGUGACGAAAGCAGUGACAGCAUCCCUGACGAAGUGAGGAGCGUACCCAACCCUCAACACAGACAAUUACCCCGCUCGCACACCUUUCCUACCACAGUACCAAGUCCCAGUGCCAUUCCCACGUCAGCCUCGUGCAUCAGCAGUACCGCACUGGGCCAAGAGGGGGCAUCAUCACACAGCAUAGGCCAGCAGCGUUUUGCUGACUCCACCAAGGGGGGGAAAGUAGUGAGGUCGGCCCGCGGUGUGCCCAUGGGAGGGUGGGCAGAGGAGGGUCAGGCUGCACGACGACACCAUGAGACACUACCAGAGGAGAGCUCAGAGGACGACAUGCCACCGCACAUACACAAGAUUACAUAACCAAGUUAUGCGAAUGAGCAUCAGCGUCCCCCACCACAGAUAUCCAGGCACACGUCCUCCACAAAAACGUUCAGGCCUUACCAUCUGAUCGGACACGUGUGGAGCUGAACGUAUGCAAGAGCAGUGUGCCAUGAAACCUACAAACACGUAACCGGAGAAAUCCCCAAUGAGACCCCCUUCUAAGAUACUAUAUAACAGACUGCAUGCCUAAAUAGGCAAACAGGGUAAAUAUCUAAAUUGUGACCUGAAGAGGACCUACAAGAUCCAGUUGUUAUAUUAUAGCCGGGCUAUGCUCUUUUAUAAUGUCAGAAGAUUACAUGAUGAAAGUGCAUGUAUUACUGGGAUGUAAAUUAACAUGUGAACACUUCAUCCUUUGCACUAUUUCACUGUCGAAAACCCACAAUGUAAUCAUAACAAUCCAAAUUGUUCUGUCUGUAAAUUUCACUCUUACAAGUCAGAUGGCUUUAGUACACAAGUAAAAUUUGAAGAAUGUGUGGUAUAUCUCUGACAAUAACAGCAUUCACCAAGAUGUGUUGAUAAUGAUGCUGGUACCAAGUUGACUUUUAUUUUUUUGAAUCUGUUAUUGUACCUGUUGCGGGACCUGUGCUCUGUCUUUCAGCUGGCAUUCCGCCUCUUUGCAAAACAUAUGAAGGCAUCUAAUAGUAACAAAACAUUGACAUUUUUGUAAUAAGAUUUUAACUGUGAGCGACUUGUUUCUUUCUUUCGACAUGAAUUGCAUAACACAAUUCAUGUGAAGUCUGGCUCAGUUUGCACAGAUUCUUGUUCAAAACAUAAUUGUACGGCGCAGCCUGCUUGUCAUACAUACUGUGCACUGUAGAUAAAUAUCAUCAGGUGACUUCACACAACAAUCAUUCAGCAUAUUUAAUUGAUCAAAUGUACACAAUUAAAAGGCCAACAUGUUGCAAUGUGUAUGUAUCCAUACGUGUUUUAUGAAAAACAAACUAAUUGGUUGCUACAACAGAUCUUACCAGACAGACACGAUGCUAUUUUUUACCAUUCAUUAUUUUUCAACAGACUUGCGAAAGGGCGCAGCAGAAAGACAAGGCUACUUUGAGCAUGUAUAUUGACUUCUGUCCCAUACAAAAUGCCCUCUAGCACAAGUGCAUGACCACCAUAACCACAUUCUUCUAAAAAGUUAUUAUUCAUCCCCAAGAAGAAUGACCAUCCUCCACUUCCUGUUGAUCAACAGCACGACUUUCUCCCAUUCUCCUGUCAUUAGGCCACAAUUAGUCAAAAGAAGAAUUAUGCAGGUUAAUCAUCUAUUAAUGGAGAGGGUGUCGCUUAACUAGGAUUAUUUGUUUUUUGGAUGUUUUCGUAUGUAUGUACAGUAUAUUUUAAUUAUUUUAUUUAUCAAAGGGAUGUGCCAUGAUGAUUGACCGUUGUCAAUAAAGGUUUGGUUUUGUGGUUGGGUAUAAAGAUGUAUGUUAAUAUGGUAAAGUAUCCAUUGCUUCAGUGCACUAAUGUUUGAUUGACGUGAUAUAUAUUUUUUUAUACAUAUUUCCGAAUACAAUUUUGUAGAUCUGUAAAUUCCUCCAUUAAAGACAAGGUAAUGA